This is a messenger RNA of Passer domesticus (house sparrow), 1215 nucleotides long. RefSeq names its product serum amyloid P-component-like. The transcript has 2 exons. Bases 532 to 1215 code for a protein of 227 amino acids. The record is from RefSeq and is a predicted model, not a curated record. Gene Ontology annotation, molecular function: complement component C1q complex binding. Gene Ontology annotation, biological process: innate immune response. NCBI's taxonomy places the organism in Eukaryota, Metazoa, Chordata, Aves, Passeriformes, Passeridae.
UACCUGGUGGCCAUGGCUCCAUCUCUGUCCCCUCGGGCAGGACAGACAGAGCAGAGCCCAGGAUGUGCCCCCAGGCUGUGGCUCAGGGCAGGGGGGGAAAGGGAACCUUUCCCUGCACCCCUCGGAUGACCCCAAAUUGAACCACGUCCCUCCAAUGGGGAUUUGCCCAGAGCAGGCACACCUGGGGAAGGAGUGCCCAUGGCUGCGGUGUCCCUGUAACCUGGGUGGGCACAUGGCUGUGGUGUCCCUGUCACCCAGGUGGGCACUUGGCUGGGGUGUCCCAGUCCCCUGGGAGAGGGGACACACCCAGGGCACAGCCCCAAGGGCAGCCCCGUGCAGGCGGGUGACCCCAGGUCUUGUGGCACGGCCGCGUGAUGGCAUGAAAUCACCCACCCUGGGCAUGAAAUCGCCCCUCCCGGGCACGCCAGGCUGCUGAGGAUGGGACUGGGGACAUCCCCCGGCAGUCCCCUCCCCUCCUCGGGCACAUAAAGCCGGCGGCUACGCCGCGCCUGCCCGGCUCCAGCACUGACCAUGGGCCACCUGCAGCUCUGGCUGCUCGUCCUGGCCGGGCUCGCGGGGAUCGUGGCCCAGGAAGACCUGUACCGAAAGGUGUUCGUGUUCCGGAAGGAUCCCAGCGACGCCUUCGUGGUGCUGCAGGCGCAGCUGGAGCAGCCCCUGCGCAACUUCACCGUGUGCCUGCGCUCCUACACCGACCUCACCCGGCCACACAGCCUCUUCUCCUACGCCACCAAAGCCCAGGACAACGAGAUCCUGCUCUUCAAGCCCAAACCCGAGGAGUACCGCUUCUACGUGGGGGGAAAGUUUGUCACCUUCCGUGUCCCCGAGGGCCGCAGGGACUGGGAGCACGUGUGCGCCAGCUGGGAAUCCGCCAGCGGCAUCGCCGAGUUCUGGCUCAACGGCAAGCCCUGGCCGAGGAAGGGGCUGCAGAGGGGCUACACUGUGGGGGCCACGGCUGCCAUCCUGCUGGGGCAGGAGCAGGACAGCUUCGGAGGUGGCUUUGACCUCUACAACUCCUUCUCGGGGGAGCUGAGCGACGUCUACCUGUGGGACACGGGGCUGUCGCCGGAUAAGAUGCGCGCGGCCUUCCUGUCGCUGCGCCUGCCGCCCGCGCUGCUGGCCUGGAACAGCCUCAGCUACGAGGUCAAGGGAGAUGUGGUGGUGAAAGCCCGGCUCCGGGAGGUGCUGGGGGCCUGA